This is a messenger RNA of Manihot esculenta (cassava), 1834 nucleotides long. Its product is annotated as chaperone protein dnaJ 10. The record is from RefSeq and is a predicted model, not a curated record. The transcript is spliced from 10 exons. Bases 334 to 1533 code for a protein of 399 amino acids. NCBI's taxonomy places the organism in Eukaryota, Viridiplantae, Streptophyta, Magnoliopsida, Malpighiales, Euphorbiaceae.
AAGCGUGGCGAGUACGAGUAUGUAUGCGACCAAGAAAAUGGUACAACGCGGAAGCAGGCAGUGUUAGUCAACGCCAAAAUUGAAAAGAGAACUGCGCGAAUUGGGUAUAUCACCAUCGGCGCGGCCUUCCUACCAUAACACCUAACGAACAGGAAGAAUCUGCUUAUCUAUUCUUCUUUUCUGAUUAUUGUCCUCUGUCCAGUCGUGUUGCAAUUCAUUAGUCAAUCUAAGAGAGAUAUUAUUCGAUUGGGGAUAAGAUUACUAUUUGCAGCAAUACUUAAGCACAUACCUAUUAUAAAUAUACAAGAAAACUGGUGAUCGAUCCGACUGAAAAUGGUGAAGGAAACGGAAUACUAUGAUGUGCUUGGCGUCAGCCCCACCGCCACCGAGACGGAGAUCAAGAAAGCUUAUUACAUCAAGGCGCGACAGGUUCAUCCAGAUAAGAAUCCCAAUGAUCCUCAAGCUGCACAAAAUUUUCAGGCUUUGGGAGAGGCAUACCAAGUAUUGAGUGAUCCUGCCCAACGGCAAGCUUAUGAUGCUUCUGGGAAAUCUGGAAUCUCAACAGAAGCAAUAAUUGAUCCUGCAGCAAUUUUUGCAAUGCUUUUUGGUAGUGAGCUUUUUGAGGACUAUAUAGGGCAGCUUGCCAUGGCGUCAAUGGCUUCGUUAGACAUUUUCACAGAUGGGGAACAGUUUGAUACUAAAAAGUUGCAAGAGAAGAUGAGGGUUGUUCAGAAGGAGAGAGAGGAAAAGCUUGCACAGCUAUUGAAAGAUCGACUCCACCAGUAUGUACAAGGGAACAAAGAGGAAUUUAUUAAUCAUGCUAAAGCUGAAGUAUCUAGGCUCUCAAAUGCAGCAUAUGGUGUUGAUAUGUUGAAUACAAUUGGCUAUAUCUAUGCAAGACAAGCAGCCAAAGAGCUUGGAAAGAAAGCAAUAUACCUGGGUGUGCCAUUUAUUGCUGAAUGGUUUAGAAACAAAGGCCACUUCAUUAAAUCCCAAGUAACUGCAGCAACAGGUGCCAUUGCACUGAUCCAGCUACAGGAGGACAUGAAGAAGCAGCUUAGUGCUGAGGGAAACUAUACUGAGGAAGAGCUUGAAGAAUACAUGCAAUCGCACAAGAAGCUGAUGAUUGAUUCCUUGUGGAAACUUAAUGUUGCUGAUAUUGAGGCCACACUUUCCCGUGUUUGUCAGAUGGUUCUUCAAGACAACAACGUUAAGAAAGAAGAGCUACGUAUACGAGCUAAGGGGUUGAAAACUCUCGGUAAAAUCUUCCAGAGGGUGAAAUCGUCUAAUGGAAGUGAGAGUGACGCUGCACUGGAUGGUUCCCUACCUAAACUGAAUGGAAGUGGACCAAACCAUGUUGCAUCUUGUCCUAGCACAUCACCAGAUUCUAAAAUCCUUGAAGAGCCAUCUUAUAGAACAUUGGCAUCGCAGAGCCCAUAUGUGGAGGCUCCAAACAUUGGUGGUACUCAGUUUGACUUCCCAAGGCCAACAGCACCACCUGGUGCACCAAAACACUCAACCGGUGGCGAAUGAUGAUGGAGAAACAGUGAAUCUUUGCUUGAUAGACAUGUGAUAAUGAUGUGCAUCAUGGAAGGGUGUUGGAUUUCAUUUGUCGAAUUUGUUUGAGUAGAUGAUCUGGAAAACACAUCCCACCCCUAUUUUAGCAGUCAUUUGAAUGGUGUAUGUAUGAAAGACAAACUCUUUGUACACAGAGAGAUGAUUGUAAUUUUUUUCCAGUCUGUAGAUGGCUGCUGUGGGCUUUCCUUGUAUAUGUAUUAUUAUGCUCUGUAGUUUGUCUGUUUUGGUUUGAUAUCUAGGUUCUGGUUUUUGGCUA